This is a messenger RNA of Acaulospora morrowiae, 345 nucleotides long. The record is from the annotation of a GenBank genome assembly. Lineage: Eukaryota; Fungi; Glomeromycota; Glomeromycetes; Diversisporales; Acaulosporaceae.
AUGGCGAAUGAACGACAACCGACGAACUCAUUCAAAAUGCGAGAGCCCAGCGUGUUGGACUGGAUUACUCUCGUUUACCUCAACCACCUGGUGCAAUUUCGUCCAAGAUUGCGCAGAGGCAUGUGCAAAUCAAGUCCCCCUCCUCGACAUUGCGAUACCCAUUACGUAUUAAUUAAAAUUGAUUUAUUCCUCAUUCCUGAUACACCCUCCUUUUAUCGGAGUGAUUUAUAUAAUUGGGGGCAGAAUGCUUUUAAGGUCUUUCGUAAUCAUGUGGCUCGCAUCAAUUUGGGAAAUGAAGAUAAGCAUACGUGCCAUAAGCCACAGUCGAUGAUUCCAUAUUACUAA